UGAGUGCAUUCCGGGCUGAGAAAUAUGGGAUAUACCGGCUCCAAACAUAUCAGACGCGCGGGAUACUACGAAAACACGAGCGUCGGGAAAUACAGGGGACUAUGCAGCCCAUGCCGUUGACCGUUACCAAUGCUGAUCCUCAAGAAGAUUGGCCACAUUUGGCCCUGAAGUGAACAGUUUGGGUAUAGACCUGAUGUAAAAUUCCCACUUGAGUAAUGGCGUAUCCAGGAGCUAGCUGACUUCAAUGAAAACUUUUCCGAUGUGGAAAAUCUCGUUAAGACAAUCACUUGGUUUGUAGAGAGUCACUAACAGGCUCCGAAGUGGCGUAAGCAGCCAGCCCUUUCUUGCUCUUGGCAAAAUAUCCUUUAAUCCUAACGAAUCUCUCGCCGUGUCGUUGUUUAAUGGCUUAUCAACCCCCUCGAAGUCGGUUGUUUUACAAAUGGAGCUACUAUUUAGCAACAAGCACGAUAUGAACUUACCUAUGAGAUAAGCUUCAAAAAACUUUCAUUCUUUUGACAUCAUUCAAAUUUGCUUGAAUCGCCGAGUCUUUGAGGUAAACAGAACGCCAUGUAUGGACGGGCCGAGCCACGUCAGCAACCUGGAUAUGCCUGUGAAGAAUGCCGUAAGAAAAAGCUUCGGUGCGACAGGCAGCGUCCACAAUGCGGUGCAUGCGCAAAUGCUCAGAUUCAAUGCGAAGUAAACGACCGUCGUGUACCUCGCGGUCCCAAGAAAGGGAGCAUAGGUGCUCUACGUAGUCGUAUCGUAGCACUCGAGCGCCGUCUCUCCACAUCACAAAACGAGGACGGCGAUGGACAGGAACUCAGUUUGACGAGUGAAUCGCCAGUAAAAGAGAAUGCCUCAGCUCAGUUUCCUUUGCCAGACUGGGACAUAACGCAACAUGAACAUCCGUCAGGUAACUCGAUACCUCUGGCUUGGGGACCACCGCCAGAUGGCUUGCCUCGUUCUCCGCUACUAUUCCCCGAUGUGUCGGUCUUACCUACCAUCGCAGCAUCCUAUCCGUCACCGAAACAGAGUCCCCCUUCCAUUGGCGAUGUUUAUGUACCAGAUCUCGCGAAAGCUGACUUGAUACAACUAUAUUUUGAUCGUGUUCAACCAAUUAUUCCCAUCCUUAACAAGCCGAAAACUUUCAGAUGGAUGAAUGACAGUCAUAAUAUGAGCGAGGCACAGCAAUGCCUACAGUAUGCUAUGUGGACGUCCGCUACCGCCUUUUCGAGCCAGUUCAGUGGGUUUCAGGAGACUAUGUACGCCAAAACCCGGUUCAUGCUUGAUCAGCUAGACUUAAGUGGCAAUGACGCUUUAGUCUGCCAUAUAGAACAUGUUCAAGCGUGGAUUCUGAUCACUUUCUACGAGUUUUCUAGAACGAAUUACCGUCGCGGUUGGCUUAGCGCCGGUCGAGUAUUUCGUUUAGUGCAAUUCUUAAGGCUCUACGACCUCGAUAGCCCUAAACCCUUAGGAGCAGAACACGAGGAGGACCCGAUUUCAAUAGAAGAGAAGAGACGCACUUUUUGGAUUGCCUACUGCCUUGACCGGUUUAUCAGCGUCAGCGAGGGCGCACCAAUGACGUUAAGCGAGGAAGUGGUCUAUACACGUCUUCCAUGUCUGGAUAUUGAUUUCCAGAGGGGUCUUGUACCACAGGAGUGCUUCCUCGCAGAGACCAUGUCUUCUGCAGAAAUAAGACCAUAUGCGCCACUAGCGGAAUGCGUCAUCCUGGUUACAAUCUGCAGUAGAGCGCUAUCCCAUAAGCAGAUAUACACGAUAGAAACACUGUACAGCAAUAUUCCCCUCGAUUUCGCCUCGAGGCACGAUUGGUUAGACGGCAUGCUGACACGCCGGCUGAAUAAUCUACAAGCCAACUACCCCUCGAUAACUGUAGCUGAGAACCCCAUGAUUAUCUUCUCAUACAUGGUUGCUCACGCAGCCGUCAUCUAUCUAUGUCGGAUUGUUGAGUCGUUAUCGAGGAAUGACCAAAACCAAACUGUGGUAUGGGAAUUUCAAGAGCGCGGAUUCUGGGCAGCCCAAGAAAUUGCUCGCCUGGCAAAGGAGCAUGAACAUCUUGGCUACUUCAAGGCACACACAUUUAUGCCUCUUACGAUCUACUUAAGCGCAACCAGACUUGCGAAACACCUCGAGAUCCGAAAAGGCGACCUGGAAACGAAUCAGGCUCGGGUCGUGGAGAAUUCACUUCACAUCUCCAUCGAUGCAUUGCAGAAGCUUCAGUCUGUGAACAAUCUCGCCAACUACUAUUUACAACUUUUGUAGCCAUUGGUAGUUGGUAGUAUACACUCCUAGGCUGGCCAUGGGAUGAUGAUAGGUAUGCGCCCCGCCCCACCGUUUCUUGAAGACGAAUGGGGGUUGAAAUUGGUAUAUCCCCGUUGGAGCACAUGCGAGUCUGCGAGCAAAAUCAAUUGACAUUAAUCAUAUUGUCCCUAGAAUAUAAACUUGGAUAACUUGAAAAGUAAAAUUAAUUAAACAAGCAGUAGUCGUCAUUCAAUGCAAUAAAUUUUAACGUGCGCGUCCCUUUGUAUGCCCCAUCAUAAUCGAGUAUUUCUCAUCAACACCACUACC
Annulohypoxylon maeteangense is the source of this 2586-nucleotide messenger RNA. Its product is annotated as fungal-specific transcription factor domain protein. The record is from RefSeq and is a predicted model, not a curated record. The transcript is spliced from 6 exons. Gene Ontology annotation, biological process: regulation of DNA-templated transcription; DNA-templated transcription. Gene Ontology annotation, molecular function: DNA binding; zinc ion binding; DNA-binding transcription factor activity, RNA polymerase II-specific. Gene Ontology annotation, cellular component: nucleus. The coding region runs from base 568 to 2280 and encodes 570 amino acids. NCBI's taxonomy places the organism in Eukaryota, Fungi, Ascomycota, Sordariomycetes, Xylariales, Hypoxylaceae.